AUGAAGGGAAAUCUACUCCCACCUUGGUUCAAGGUUGCCACCCCGCGCUACGAGGACAUCCUGAUAGCGACGUUUUUCUGGGGGUUCUCGCUCUCCAUUGGAAUCUUCACCUUUGCCAAGGGAUUCCGACAGACGUACCGCUCAUGGACACGCAAGUCUCUAUGGUCACGGUCGCACAGACUCAGCGCAUACAUUGUCAUGAUUUGGCUGGAGUGGGCUAGCUGUAUCAUUAUUUCCAUUUGUAGCUGGCUUUAUCUCAUCGGUGUCAUCAAGCCGAGUUUUUGGUAUUUCAUGGGCAUACUCGUCAUGUGGACGGUUCAGGUCCAGUGCUUGAUGGAGAUCCUGGCGAACCGAGUCUCUCUCAUAAUGUACAACCCCGAAAAGUCCAGGAGGCUCAAAUGGGGAGUAGGCAUUGCCAUAGGAUUCAUCAACAUCAGCGUGUUCUGCAUCUGGAUUCCCGCGCGCCUCCAGAUCAACGAUUGGUUCAUUGAAGCCAACAAAAUAUGGGAUCGUAUCGAGAAAGGGCUCUUCCUGAUCAUCGACGGAAGUCUUAACGCAUACUUUAUGUGGCUCGUGCGAUCCAAGCUCAUUGCCAACGGCCUGACAAAAUACAAGCGCGUCUACCGCUUCAACCUGUCCAUAGUUUGUGUGUCGCUCUUGAUCGAUGUGUUGAUAAUCGCCACUAUGUCUCUUCCCGACGAUACUGUCAUCAGCUUACCAAGUGAGGCAGUCUCGACCAUGGAUCCUCUAAAGGACCCAAAGGGCCAUGCCCGGACAAAAUCUGGCGUCAAAGCAACACGUCCGCGCUCCUCGACCAAAGGGCCGCUUGACAUGGACCAAGGGCCUCUGCCAUCGCCCCUAUCGCCUCAACAAUCCCAGAGAAUGGCUCUAUUGGGCCCGGCAAGAAGCCCCGGCCUCGCCUCCCCGCUUUCGCGGUCGGCGGCUCACUCGCCGGUUCCCAGGCGCAUGACACCACGUCCCAAGGACUUCUCCUAUCUUCUCCGCCCUGAGAUUUACCAUCCCCUGACGCCCCUCAAUGUCCCUCCCUCCUUCCGCAACUCACCCAAGCAGCCCUCCCCCGACACGUCGAUCCCAGAUCUGCUGGCGCGGGGCCAGUAUCGCGCGGCUGCCAUCUCUGCCACGCAGGCUCUCACUGGCGCCGGUGGCCUCGCGCCGCCCGACCCAUCGGACCACGUCCUCAUCUUUGAACUCUUGUACACGCGCUUCGCCUGUCUGACGCUCAUUGAUGCUACGCCCAUUGCAGCGCAGGAGGUGAAGACGCUCGAAGACCUCAACAGCUCCUUCUACGUCGACGAGGCCACGGGUCUGCAUCUUGUUCCCUGGGAGCUGCGCGUCAUCAACGUCAGGCUCCAGGCUAUGGGCUUUGGGGACCCCCGGCGUGCCGUCAUGAGCUACUACGAGCUGGCGCGGGAGGCCCGCGAUCGCCUGGCCGAGGCAACUGCGCGCCAUGACAACUCGGCCCGCGAGCUCUGGAAGGACAGGCUCGCGGAUCUCGGUAUCAGGGUCGUCGGCGCGCUGAUUGAGAUGGACGACCUCACUGGCGCCGCCCAUCAUCUUGCAUCGCUCAAGGACCGAGGGGACGGGAAGAUGGCGACGGCCAAAGCGCUGCUGUGGCUCCAUCUGGGAGAUGUCGAGGCCGCCCGGCGGUGCAUGAAACCCGGGCGGGUGGACGAGGUUGUCGAACAGACGAUAGCCGCUCUGUGUGACAUGGCGGACGGCGAGUAUGUGGCGGCACUAGCACGCUGGAGAGAGUUAAAAGAGCAGUCGGACGACGAGAUGAUUGGGGUUAACAUGGCGGUUUGCCUGCUAUAUGUGGGGAGGAUGCGGGAGGGCAAAACUCUACUCGAGAGCUUGGUGGACUCGGGCUGUUCCUCGCACACCCUGUUGUUCAACUUGACAACCAUGUAUGAAUUGUGUACGGAGAGAGCAAAGAGCCUGAAGAUUAAGUUGUCGGAGAAAGUGGCAUCGAUGGACGAGACGCCCAAAGGCUGGGAGAAGACUAAUGCAGAUUUCAAACUGCAGUAA
Molecule: messenger RNA, 2046 nt
Organism: Lasiosphaeria miniovina
Lineage: Eukaryota; Fungi; Ascomycota; Sordariomycetes; Sordariales; Lasiosphaeriaceae
Exons: 10
Coding region: 1-2046 (681 amino acids)
Cellular component (GO): Golgi apparatus; TRAPP complex
Source: RefSeq, a predicted model, not a curated record